Molecule: messenger RNA, 6285 nt
Organism: Acanthamoeba castellanii str. Neff
Lineage: Eukaryota; Discosea; Longamoebia; Acanthamoebidae
Exons: 40
Coding region: 1-6285 (2094 amino acids)
Biological process (GO): cell morphogenesis
Cellular component (GO): site of polarized growth; cell cortex
Source: RefSeq, a predicted model, not a curated record
AUGGAUCCGGCCAAGCUGUACCGUGUGGCGUUGCCUUGGGAGGCGCCGUUCGCGCACUCCAAACAAGGCGACUUCUCGACGCCCGGCGAGUUCGUGGCGAGGAGCCUCAACCGGCACUUCAUCAGCUACGUCGAGGACAAGAUCAAGUCCUACCAGAAGACCCUCUCCGAUCCCUACUGGGUCUUCGAUGCGGAGGAUGACACCAAGUGGAAGGAACUGCUCGAGGCCUACGGCAUGAUGGGCAAGAACUGCCUGAGCAGCCUCGUGCUCGCUCUGCUCGAUUGGCAACAGCGGAAGCUCAGCAAGAAGAUUGACAUGUGGGAGGACUUUGCCAAAGAGCUCAACAAGGCCCAGGCCGCCCAGCUCCAGGCCACCUAUGAAGAGCGAAAAAUGUACACCAUUUACUAUGUAUUUUGUCGGCUGGUGUUGGAGGUGCUGCCAAACGCGGACGAAUCCGACAACCCAAUCUCAGGCGCUGCCGCUGAUGAGCUCGAAAAGGCCUGCUUCCUCUACUUUGAGGAGAACAAGGCGUUGGUGCUGGUCAAGGCUAAGAAGGGAGAAAAAGAAGAUAUGGCCGUGGCCAACCGACUUCACAUCUACGAGCUCUUCUCUCAGAUCCUCGGCGAGCUGUGUUCUCAAAACCGAUUCGGAGAGAUCAUGAAGAAGCUCUUCGAUGUGCUGGAGGCCACCAGCAGCGCCAAGGACCUCUCCACUUCGCUUUCCGCCAUCUACGCCCUCCGCAACGUCAAGAUGGACAUCUCGACCAACGCAAAGAUCGUCGAGUCGGCGGCCUUCAUCAAGCGAGUGCGCGAGGAGUACUUCGACCCCAAGGCCAAGAAGCUCAAGGAGGAACUCCAAGCCGCCUUCGCCGAGCUUUUGGGCAGCAUCCUCAUACCCAUCGUCGAGUCCAAGACCGAAGGCACCCACACUUCCUCGCCCAGCGCCAUUUUUGUGGACAUUCAAUCGCAAAAAGAUGUGUUGGCCGACUUCUAUGCGAUCGUGUCCGAUUUCUAUGACCGGAUCAUGACCCAGUACGGCAAGAAGAAGAUCAAGGGCCGUGAGCACGUGUUUUAUCCGCUCCUUACGGGCCUGCUCUGUGCGGCCCACGUCAAGUUUUUCGAGGCCAAGUACUACGAAAUGCUGGAUAUGCUCUUCAAGUCGCUCAAGGAGCCCAAGUUGAAGGCCCUGGCGCUGGAGUCGAUCUACCACCUGCUGCUCAAAUUCCUGGCGGUGAAGGACACCAAGAGCUUCGGCGAGGAGUGCGCCAAGCUGUUGGACCAGCUCUUCAUUCAGCCGGCCAAGGAAAAGAAGAAAGAGAAGCAGCUGAUUCAGCCAGGCGAGGAGUGCGUCGACAUCAUCGUCGACAUCAUCACCCUGUUGUCGGUGGCCAAGUUCGACCAGACUACGCACAGCGUCGUGCUCGAGCUCAUCAAAGAUCGCGCCUCGCCCGAUAAGGUGCUGGUGGCGCUGCUUUCGUUCAACGCCAUCACGGACCGGCUGAUUCCCGCCACCGAAGGGCGCUCGGGGUCGAGCGGCAGCAGCAGCGGCGGGGGCAAGUCGUCUGGCGGCACGCUCAAGGGCUCGGGCAAGCAGGUGGGCACCAUCCGCACCACCAUGGUGGUGCCUCGCGGUCAGGCCAACCCGAGCCUCAAGCGCCAGGCCAUGCGCCGGUUCCACGCCGAGACCGAGAAGAUCAUCCUCGACGACUUCGCGAAGGGCAUGGGCAUGGCGCUGGAUCGGAUCAUUGCGGACGUGCACGCGCAGUUUGGCACCCUGCUCCUGAGCGACCCCAAGUACAACAGCAAGACCGUUCAGGAGCUUGUGGGCAAGGACAAGGCGGGUCAGCUGGCUGUGGCGCCUCUGGCGCUCUCCUGUUUGCGCCGUGCGCUACCUUCCGAGAUGCCCCUGCACGAACUGGUCCACACGUUGGCCAAGUACACCCUACACGUCGACAACGCGAUCCGCAAUGAGGCGUUCCAGGUGCUGCAGCACAUGGCCAAGUGCUUGCCGGUGCUCCGGGCGACGAUCGUCGAACAGUUCUGCCGGGUCACGUCGAGCAUUCCCGAUAUCUAUCCCCAGCUCAUCCGCAAGUCCCUCUCCAAGCUUUCGGUCCUCUUGAAGCUGUGGCACGACAUGGAGAGCGACAGAGAGCUCAAGCUCGAGCAGAAGCAGCGAGAAGACAAGAGCAAGUCCUACAUCGCAUCGGGCCAACUGGAGAACGUCAAAUCGGUAGUGUGCCCCAUCUCCGAGGUCGACGGCACGGCCCUGCUCUUCCUGUGCCACCCGCUGGCCAACGUGCGAGAACUGGCGUGGGAGGUGAUGAAGGCCGUGCGCCACGUCAACUCCGUCCUGCCCCAAGAGACUGCGGUGGAGGAAACCGUGCUGCUGGCCAACUUGAUCGAGGCCAACGCGAACAAGCUGGCCGGCGCGGGCGAUGUCGACCGGAAUCUGAUCACCAAGCGCUCGUUCGCGCUCAAGGACGGCCACAGCGAGGAGGCGGCCAAGGAGCUCCGACUCCUGGGCCUCAGCGGCAGCUCGAACAAGCUCACCACUCGCCGGGCCACCGACGCCGACUGGCGGUCCAUCAGCGACGCCCGUGGAGACUCGGAGGGGGCCUACAAGGCGCAGCCCGCCAGCCAGGGCACGCUCGAGGAGGUCGUCAGUCUCAACAAGGGCCUGCACAAGGACGACGCGCAAUUGCGGUGGGCGCGCAUGCUGGGCGCGCUGGUCCCGCUGUGCGCGAACGAAGGCACGGUCAACUUUGCACUCCGGCACAUCGUCCCGCGCAUGGCCGCGGCGCAGGCCUACCUUGAGUCCACGCGCAACCAGAAGAGCGUUUCGCCCGACUUCGAGUCCCAGAGCCUGCUCUGGCGCAACUACGCCGUCGCCGCCUGCGCAGCCUACGGUUCGGAGGGUGACGUAGCGGAGGAGGUCGAGUGCACCAAGCCCGAAGCGGUCUUCAGCUCCAUCCUGGGCGUGCUCAAGACUCUGCCCACCCUGUCUCCCUUCCUCGUUCUGGCGUUGAGCUUCGUCAAGUCCAGCUUUGUGCCGACGCUUCUGGACAAGCUGGACCCCUACAACACGGAGGUCUACCAGAACUUCAAGCCCUCCAAGGGCAAGCAGCACCAGAAGGACCCCCAGUUCGUCCUCCGCUGCCAGCUCGGCCUUGUGUUCCGGUUUACUGCGGAGAAUCUGCAAUCGCCGGCCAUGAACCCCAACCUGCUCAAUUCUUACCUCGAUUGGAUGAAGCAAACGCGAGCCUAUCUGGACACGGUGGUGGGCGAGUGGUCGGACCCGCUGCAGGGCCUCCGCUACGACUUCUUCUCGGUCAUUGCGCGCGUGGUGCACCACGUCCACGCCGGCAUGCCGGCCAAGCUCGCCGAGGUCUUCCCCAAGCAGUACCGCAAGAAGCUGUUCCUCUUCUGCUCCAAGUACUGCGGUCACGCGCCCAAGGCGCUCACCGACAAGGAGUCGCCCGACGCCAACCAACUGAUCAAGUGUGCGGACGCUGAGUCGAUGGAGAAGGCUCGCUCGCUUCAGUAUGCCGCACUCAACGCUAUGGGCGUUCUGCUGCGCGGAGGCGACUUCUACAAGGCGGAGAAGUCGAGCGACCCGCGCGGACCCAUCGCCGGGCUGUUGACCAACAUGUUCAAGAUCACCGACGUGCAGGUCAACUCGAUCGGCGAGUCCGCGCUCGACAUCUACCUUGAGAGCAACGCCGGCCACGAGGACCGCUUCCUCACCCUGUGUCUUGACCUCUGCUAUGACGACGACAAGCAGGUGAGCCGAGGCUACUUCAUGGCCGCCGGACGGGCCAUCAUCGAGCGGCAGCUGGGCGGCUCCCUGCCCAUUCCUGCCCUCCUCAACCUGUGCCUCAUCAACCUGGCCCACGAGUUGCACGAGGUGCGUGAGCUGUCGCAGAAGCUGCUGCAGGACAUCACCAACAACGACAAGUACUGCAUCUGCCCGCCCACGGGCGUUCUCGACACGUCGGCCGCGCUCCAGUACAAAAUUUCGAGCUUGCUGGCGGAGGACUACCCGCAGCUGGCGUUCGAGGUGUUCAGCGCGGCGUGGCACCGGAUCACCACGACGGGCAUUCACGGCCACGCGCACAUGCUCUUCUACCUGCCCCCGUGGCUCGAGGCCAUCGACUUCGCCGUCCUCCCGUCCGACGCCACCGUCUCCCUCCUCGAGAACCUGUGCACGUUGACGUUCAAGUACGGGUCGUUCCAGCCGUUCCUGCUCGAGAGGCUGUGGGCGCAGCUGGUGGCCCGCUACCGGGCCAACAUCGCCUCCAUUCUCCAGUUCAUCGUCCAGACCAUCCUCCAGACCCGCAACGAGCAAUUCCUGCCGACGGGUAGGAAGAUUGCCGUGUUCCUGGGCAGAGUGGACCCCGUGGCGACCAUCGAUCUGCUGAUCGCUGGCCUCUACGACACCACCCAGAUCAAAUUCGCCGACGAGGAGCGAGGCGACAAGGAGAAGGAGGACUCUGCCGAGGAGUUGUCGGAGAAGGAGAGCGAGGACGGUCUGGGCGCCGGCCAGAGCAUGGAGAAGAGCGCCAGCGGCGGCAGCAACAGCAAGUGGGAGUUCAGCCGCAUCGUGACCGUCGACAAGAAGCAGGAGCACGCCCUCUCCAGCCUCGAGGCCUGCAUGAUCCUCCUCAUCGAGUUGGGAGUGGAGCACAUCGUGGAGCUGUGCGACCACCUGCAGGUGGUGUUCCAUGUGCUGUUCCUCAACCUGGACUCGCCCAACGCGCUCAUCCACCGCCACGCGCGCAUCUUCCUGGCCAACCUGGUCUACUCCCUGACGUCGGGCCAGGUGGGCAAGCUCGAGCGGGACUCGCCCGCGGCCAAGUUCCUGGCCCGGAUCGAGGCCCUGGGCGACCGCCGGCCGUGGGCCUACGAGGACCCGACCAUCACCGCGCUCGACAUCGAGAGCGCCAAGCAGCUGGGCCAGUGGGUCGCCGAGGUCGUCACCCUCCUCCCCUCCUUCACCCUCCUCCCCUCUUCCUGGGGCGCCGAAGCGCUUUCGUGGGCGGCCAAGAUCGGGCGCAUUCCGGCGCACUACGUGUACCGCUCGUUCCACGUCUAUCGCGCACUGCUGCCGCUGGGCUGUAGUUUGAACGAGGAGGCCGUCGCGGUCAUUCUUAGCAUUCUGUACAAGCACGAGGCCAAGCGACCCAUCGACCGCAUCGGCCUCGCCAUCGACAUCAUGCACACCUUCAUCGUGAUCAUCGAGGCCACGCCAGCGGAGGAGCUGCUCAAGUACCACCAGAUCUUCUGGGCCAUCACCUCCGUCCUCUACGCCGACUACCAGCAAGAGUUUUUAUAUAUCCUUUCCAAUCGCGUGCUGGAGGCGUUCUUCGCCAAGAUGGACUUCAGCGACCCGCGGAUCUAUCAGCACUUUGUCGCCAACAUGCCGGCCAACCGGGAGCCCGCCUUCACCGGCCUCCAGCCGCUCCUGCUCAAGGGCCUCACCUCCGACUUCACCGCCGCCGAGACCAUCCAGUUGCUCAAGCAAGUGGCGCUGCUGCCGCCCGAGAACGCGCUGGUGGAGGUCCACCCGGAUCCCCAGCACCGCUACCUGACCUCGCUCUUGGGACUGGCGCCGUGGCUGAUGGCCAACUACGAGAAGGAGGCCGGCACCAAGCUCGCGCUCGAUCUCGCCCAGAUCCUUCAGAAGGUCCAGCUCCAGAAAUUCACCGACCUCCUCUGCAACUUUGCCAAGUCGGUGUUCAAGACGGAGAAGGAGUUUGGCAAGAAGCUGGGCUCGAUGAUCGCCAAGAAGUUCUUCCCGACGGAGGAGAUGUACGCCUUCUCGCUGCUCGCCGAGUUCCUGGACAUCGGCCCCAACGUCUACAAGCGCUACAUCCUCGACCUCAUGGCCGGCAUGACCAAGGCCGUCAAAUGGAAGAAGUCCGUCCUCGCCAAGGAAGAUUCUCCAGCGCUGUUCGCUGUGGUGGGCAAGCAAUACGGCACGGAGCGCUGGCGCAAGGCGCUCGAGGUCAUGGACGUCGUCCUCAACAGGAAUCCCACUACGGUGGACAUCGGGCGGUCGGAGCACGUCAACGUGGUGGAGCGCAUCGGCGACUUCGAGCGGGCCUCGCGCACCUGGCAGUCGCUCGACAAGGGCAAGGCCCUCGUUUCCAAUUCCCUCUACCAGAAUCUGCCGUCGCUGUUGGCGCAGCAGGCCACGGGCAAGCCGCUGCCCAAGCCGCCCACGCCCCGAGGAUUCGACGACGGCCGGCAGCCGUCCUUCCGCAAGCCCUCCGUCUCUAUGGACUGA